GGACUCCUUUCAACCCAGCCUCGACACGCAACCGGUCAGGAAAAUGCGGCAGACUCUCCAACAGCUUGAUCUAGACGGUCGGCAGGGCCACGAUGCCAUCUUCGAGGCUUCCUAUCUGGAGGAUAUCCCCACCGCUUUGGCCGAAUGGGGAGCAUCUCGCAUCCUUCUGGUCGUGAGCACGACCCUCGACACGACGACAUCCCUAAUUAAAGACUUGGAGGCUCGCCUGUCGCAUUGCUCGCUACAGAAGAAAACGGGCGUGGGCAGCCACUCCCCAUACCGGGAUAUCAUCGACAUUGCACACACCGUCCAGAAUCAUGACAUCCAGGCCGUCGUCUCCAUCGGAUCAGGAUCGUAUUCCGACGCGUGCAAGAUCGCUGUCAUGCUCAGUGCCACGCUACCCGCUGGCUUCGGGGAGGACGAUAUGGAGGCCCUGAUCGAUCAGGCCCACGGCCUCGCUGGCCCCGACGGGAUCCACGCACCCACCACCAAGCUGAUCUGCGUGCCAACCAGUCUCAGUGCCGGUGAGUGGAACAUGUUUGCCAGUGCCACGAAUUCCCACGGGAAAAAGCAGCACUUCGUACACCGCGAGGGAUCGCCCUCAUUGAUCUUGAUGGAUCCCCGAGUCGCCAGUACCAUGCCAUCUCACCUGUGGCUGGCCUCAGGGGUACGUGCUGUGGAUCACUUUGUGGAGACGCUGUGCAAUCCCCAGUGCCACGAGGAAGCAGCCGCACAUGUCAAGAAAGGACUCCCGGUCUUGCUCCGGGGCCUGAAGGAUUACCAUAUGGGCCGGGAAGAGCAUAACGAGGAAGAAUUGCUGAAAGGAAUCUCCGAGUGCCAGCGAGGCUCCCGAGAUGCCCUCAUCCCGUUCAUCAAAUGGAAGAUCACCAUGGGGCCGAGCCAUGCGAUCGGCCAUCAACUUGGAAGUGUCGCUGGUGUGCAGCAUGGCGUGACGAGCUGUAUCAUCCUACCGGCCACGCUGCGAGUCACCCAGCCUCGGACCCAAGCUGCCCAGGAUGUGAUUCUUGGCAUCUUCAACGAGGUGCUCGGAUUCCAGGAAACAACAGCCGCUGACGCCAUGCUACGAUUUGUCCAGCUAUUGGGUCUGCCAUCGCGACUGUCCGAGGUUAACGUGACCAGUGACGAACAGUUGCACAAGAUCGCUGACAUGGCUAUGACUGACGUCUUGGCCAAGCACACGGGCCUUAUUCCAGACAAAGAUGGUGUUCUUCGGAUUCUUGAACUGGCACGGUGAGGUAGUAUUCUUUGGCCGGUCCCUGCAUUGUAGCGACGGUAUUGACCAGAAGGAUUGAGUCUUUCUUCCACAUUGUGACCUCGUUCCGUUCAUGAGUUGGCUCCUGCUCGUUUAUUUAUUUCCUGGCCGUGGCUCCUCGUUUUCCUCCGGGUUAUCCUUGACGAGUGUUGCUGUUGAGACACUGGCCAUUCAAUAGGAAUCAUAA
Aspergillus ibericus CBS 121593 is the source of this 1460-nucleotide messenger RNA. Its product is annotated as iron-containing alcohol dehydrogenase. Gene Ontology annotation, molecular function: metal ion binding; alcohol dehydrogenase (NAD+) activity. The transcript is spliced from 4 exons. Gene Ontology annotation, cellular component: mitochondrion. The record is from RefSeq and is a predicted model, not a curated record. NCBI's taxonomy places the organism in Eukaryota, Fungi, Ascomycota, Eurotiomycetes, Eurotiales, Aspergillaceae. Bases 44 to 1255 code for a protein of 403 amino acids.